CCGAUGGGUGACACCCAGCAAGUGGAUCAACCGCUCGAACCUGUGGUCAGCAAUUUCCCAGUUGAUACGUUCAUCUAUAAGGCUGAAAGCCAGCAGCCCGAUUUUGUUAAAAAGCAUGGCAAGUACGCUGAUGGAUGCAACGUUUUGAUUGCGAUUCUAGACACUGGAGUAGAUCCAUCAUUACCGUGCCUUGAGAGAACCAGUUUUGGUGCUCGUAAAAUUGUCGAUUGUAUAGACUGCAGUGGUGCUGGAGAUGUAGACACAAGUGUGGUGAAAUCAGCGCAGAACGGUUCAGUUGUAGGGCUGACAGGACGAAAGUUGAAGAUUCCUGAGGAUUGGGUAAAUCCAACUGGAAAGUGGCAUCUUGGUGUUAAACCUAUCUACGAGCUUUAUCCUAAGACACUGCGUAAAACAGUUAAGGAAGACUGGCAGAAGGAGGCUUGGGAUUCAGCUCACCAGUUGGCCAAGGCUGAUGCUCUUCGUCUUCUCUUGGGACACGAGGAGUCAGUGGGAGGUUUCAGUGAUAAUGUGAGAGAUAAGCACGAUCGCGAAAAUCUCGCCUGUCAGGUGGAUUUUUUGAAGUCUAUGGACAAAUUGGAGGAUAAAGGACCUGUCGCGGAUUGUAUUGUUUGGCAUGAUGGAAAUCGGCUGGAAAUUUGUGUACCAAGUGGGGCGCACGGUACUCAUGUAGCUUGUAUCGCUGCCGCUUAUUCUCCUUAUGAUGCAGGGGCGUCAGGACUUGCACCAGGAGCACAAAUAGUUUCCAUGAUGAUCGGAGACAACCGCAUCGAUUCUAUGGAGACGGGAACCGCCCUCAUAAGAGCGUUCAAUCUCUGCGUUGAAAUGAAAGUAGACAUUAUUAAUAUGUCUUUUGGAGAAGGAUCGCACUUUCCUGCUUCAGGGCGCAUAAUAGAAGAAAUUCAGAGGGUGGUGUACCAACACAAUGUGAUUUUUGUCGCAUCGGCAGGAAACAGCGGACCUGCCCUUACAACUGUUGGCUCACCAGGUGGAACUACGCCGGGAGUACUUGGUAUGGAACAGCCUUGUCUCAUUUAUUUAAAUUUUAUAUUUGUGUGCUAA
Messenger RNA from Strongylus vulgaris, 1080 nucleotides. The record is from the annotation of a GenBank genome assembly. Lineage: Eukaryota; Metazoa; Nematoda; Chromadorea; Rhabditida; Strongylidae.